This is a messenger RNA of Dendronephthya gigantea, 945 nucleotides long. Its product is annotated as DNA-directed RNA polymerase II subunit RPB4-like. The record is from RefSeq and is a predicted model, not a curated record. Gene Ontology annotation, cellular component: RNA polymerase II, core complex; P-body. Gene Ontology annotation, biological process: mRNA export from nucleus in response to heat stress; nuclear-transcribed mRNA catabolic process, deadenylation-dependent decay; transcription initiation at RNA polymerase II promoter. The transcript is spliced from 4 exons. The coding region runs from base 11 to 433 and encodes 140 amino acids. Gene Ontology annotation, molecular function: nucleotide binding; translation initiation factor binding. Lineage: Eukaryota; Metazoa; Cnidaria; Anthozoa; Malacalcyonacea; Nephtheidae.
GUUAAUCAAUAUGGCGGCUGUAACAACAGAAACUUCAGUAGAAGAAGAUGCGACAGAACUUCAAUUUCCCAAAGAGUUUGAAAACGCAGAAACACUUUUGAACUCUGAAGUUUUCAUGUUGUUGGAACAUCGGAAAGCUCAGAGUGAAGGUGCUGAGCAAGAUGAACAAGAGCUUUCAGACGUAUUUAUGAAAACAUUAGAAUACACGCAAAAAUUUAGCCGAUAUAAAAAUCGUGAAACCAUUGCCAGCGUUAGAAGCUUACUAGGGAAAAAGAAACUUCAUAAAUUUGAGUUGGCAUGCCUUGCAAAUCUUUGUCCAGAGACAGCAGAAGAAGCCAAAUCUCUCAUACCAAGUCUGGAAGGUAGAUUUGAAGAUGACGACUUGCAGCAGUUGUUGGAUGAUAUUCAGACACACAGAAGUUUUCAAUAUUGAACAGCAUCAGAAGCAUUUGUUAAUGGCACACCGUUCAUGUUUCCUAAGAGACAUUGGAGAAAAAUGCUGUCCAGCAAACAUCUUAUUGAUAUUAAGUUUGAAAAAACAAGACUUUUACAGAGCAAUGAGACAAUAAGCCAUUCAACUAACUGGGAAAAAUUAAAAACAAAAUUUGACCCAAGCAAUGAAAUGCAAAGGAAUUACUGUUCUUGGGUUUGCUUAACAGGCUUGAAUUGUUACGAAAAAAUAUGAAAUAGGUCGGCCAAUAGUUUAUACUCAAUUUUAACAAAGUGUUCCCUCCAACUGAGAGGGAGGCCUGGGAGGGUGAAAGUAACGCUUCAUGAUGUUACGUCUAUGUGAGUGGUUUUUUAUAUAAGUUUUUAGGAGCCAACGUCACUCUGCCUCACAGUUUCUGGAGUUACUAUAUCAGGGAUAACCAGUUAGUCCCCGAAUGUCAGGUCUUUAUUUCUUCCUUCAUAACGCUAGAGGGGGGAAGUCAGGCGAAGAGACAU